Molecule: messenger RNA, 3465 nt
Organism: Strongylocentrotus purpuratus (purple sea urchin)
Lineage: Eukaryota; Metazoa; Echinodermata; Echinoidea; Camarodonta; Strongylocentrotidae
Product: guanine nucleotide-binding protein-like 1
Exons: 11
Coding region: 158-1999 (613 amino acids)
Molecular function (GO): GTP binding; GTPase activity
Source: RefSeq, a predicted model, not a curated record
UGCUAAUUUCUGAACGUAAACACACUCUGGGAAAAUUCACGAACUCCAGCAAUAACUAAGAUUUUGUCAUCUCAUUGUAGUAGAUUUGAAAAGACAAUCUACUGUGGUGCUGGUGUCAGCUAGUUCUACCAAUCUGAAAGAGAAACCGGAGUCAGAAAUGCCUCGUAAGAAGCCAUUUAGUGGCAAACAAAAGAAGCAUCAGUUGCAGGAGAAACGAGAUCGCAAGCGGCCAGAUAGGCCAGAUGGACACCAUCGCCCGCCGCACGGGCCCCAUGCAGGAAUGGGUCACAGAUCUCGGCAGCAGUCCCAAGAGCUCCUGAGCAGUGAGGAUCGGAACUCCACCUCGGAAGGGGAGAUGCCCGAGGUCAACGCACUGAACCAGCAACCUAAUCAGGGAAUGGGAUUGGACUCGCAGUAUGACCCUAACAGGUAUCAUCUUCACUUUCAAAAGGAUUCUAAAUCUGAGUUGGCAUCACGUAAGAAACGGGCCAUGCAGCCCUAUGACCCGUUACCAGAGAGUGCCCUGGAAGUGGAUAUCGAUGACAUCUACCAGCCAGGUUCGGUCCUGGACAUGCCUAAGAGACCCUCCUGGGACUAUAACGUUGGCAAGGACAAGCUGGAACACAGAGAGGAGCAGGAAUUCAGAAACUACCUCCAGACAAUCUACGAGAAGUUCCCUUCAAAGAAACUCAGCUAUUUCGAGAUAAAUCUAGAGACCUGGAGACAGCUUUGGAGGGUGCUCGAAAUGUCCGACAUCGUGCUCCUGAUCACCGACAUCAGGCACCCGGCCCUCCACUUCUCGCCCGCCCUCUACGACUACGUCACGCGGGAUCUCAAGAAACACCUCAUCCUCGUCCUCAACAAGAUCGACCUGGCCCCGCCCUCCGUGGUGGUGGCGUGGAGGUCGUACCUCAAGGAGAAGUUCCCCCAACUGCAGGUGAUCUGCUUCACGUCUUUCCCCAGGGAGUCACAGACCCCUGAGGGCGGUAUAUCAGGUGUAUCAGGAUUCAAGAGAAAAAAACGUGGGAAGUUCACGGCAGUAGGUCCUAUGCAGCUACUCCAAGCAUGUGAGAUGGUAACACGUGGAAAUGUUGAACUAAAUAGCUGGAGAGAGAAAAUUGAGGCCGACAUGAGAGGUGAGGACAGCCUAGCCUCACAGGUCAUCGCUUCAAACACCGAAGAAAUGACAAUGUAUGAGGAACAUGAGGCAUUUAAAGACGGCAUCAUUACAAUAGGAUGUGUCGGUCAUCCUAACGUUGGCAAAUCCUCGGUGAUGAACGGUCUGUGUGGUCGCAAGGUGGUCAGUGCCUCCAGGACACCCGGACACACCAAGCAUUUCCAGACCAUAUUCCUCACACCGACGGUCAAGCUGUGCGACUCACCUGGUCUUACGUUUCCCUCGCUGGUUGACAAACAAUUUCAGAUACUUUCCGGUAUUUACCCCGUGGCUCAAGUCCAGGAGCCUUACACGGCGGUUGGCUACCUGGCACAGAGGAUACCACUAACUCAGAUCCUAAGGAUACGCCAUCCAGAGGCUGACGGUUCACCAGAGGGGGCCUCAGGGGCACAUUGGACCGCUUUCGAUAUAUGUGAAGCUUGGGCGGAGAAGAGGGGCUUCAUCACAGCUAAAGCAGCCAGGAAAGACACGUACAGGGCUGCCAACAAUAUCCUAAGGAUGGCCGUAGAUGGCAGGCUAUGUAUGUGUAUGACCCCACCAGGCUACACGGCUCAAAAAGAAUUUUGGGAGCAGCACCAAGAGACACUCGAGAUCGGUCGACUUCAGGACCAGCACAGACGAGUGGAGGAGGAUUUGGACAGAGAGGGCGACAAAGAAGACGACCUCUCGGACCAGUUCACCAGCAGCGGAGAGGACAGCGAUGCCGACGUCGAGAGCAACGAUGUCGACAGGGAGUCGGACUCGAGGAGGAAGGAGCGGAGGCGGAAAGGGAACUCGAGCAUGGCGACUACGAACCCGUUUGAUUUACUAAUGGAUGCAUGAUAGUUUGGAAGUCGGUGGAAAAGACUAAUAAUUUGGCAUUUCAUUGUGGAAUCUCUUUGGAUGCAUGAUAUUUUGGACGUCAGUGGAAAAGACGAAUAAAGUGGUAUUUCAUAGUGGAGUCCACUCAAUUUGCAGUUGGUGCAAGAUAGUUUGGAAGUCAGUGGAAAAGGGUAAUAAAGUGGCAUUUCGUAGUGGAAACCAUUUGGUUGUUGAUGGAUGCCAGAUAGUUUGGAAGGCAGUGGAAAAGACUAAUAAUCCAGGGUUUCGUAGUGGAAACUGUUCAGUUUGUUGAUGGAUGCCAGAUAGUUUGGAAGGGAGUGGAAAAGACUAAUAAUCGGGCAUUUAAUAGUGGAAUCCGUUGGAUUUGCUGAUGGCUGCAAGAUAGUUUGGAAGUCGGUGGAAAAUGCUGAAAUUGGGAGCAUUUCGUUGUGGAAUCCAUUUGAUUUGCUGAUAGAUGAAUGAUCGUUUGGAAGUCUGCAGAAAAGACUAAUAAUCCACCGUUCGGUUUGUUGACGAAUCAAAUGAUUGUUUGGAAGACAGAGACAAAGGCUAAUAAUCGAGCAUUUCAUUGAGGAAUCCCUUUGAUUAUCUGAUGGUUGCAAAAGGGUUUUGAAGUCAGUGGAAAAGACUUAUAAAGUGGCAUUUCAAAGUGAAACACAAAUGGUUUGUUGAUGGAGGCAAGAUAACUUAAAAGUCAGUAGAAAGAACAGAUAAUGAAUGAAUCAAAUGGAUUGAAUGAAAUUAGAGUGAAGAUGAGGGAAUGUUUUUUUUUACAGCUCAAUCAGAACGCCAAACCGACUCCUAACUAGCCCAUGCUUUGGCCGUUUUAGAGUGUUAUGUACUGUUGUAAGACUACUAACAGAUUCUUCAUUAUAACUGUGGUAUUUUGAAGAUAAGAGUCAUCUUUUUAAUGUUGCCUUUCCAGACAAAGAAGCACAAGACACCCUCAAAGCAUUCUUCUACACUGUAUCACUUAACAUUAUAAUAAUGAUAAUGAUAAUAAUAAGAAUCACCUGGGUUUUUAUAGCGCCUAAUAAGGGUACUAAGCGCUUUACAGAUAAAGUCAAAACGUGCCUAUAGUGACCACCCAAGGGAGACAUAAAAAGGGGUCUUUGUAGACAGGUGGUCACUUAAGCAUGUUUUACUGUAUUAUUACCCUGGUCAGCGCAUUAAGUCAUGCACAAUAUGCACCAUCUCCUCUCCCUGGGGAGUAUUUCUACUGUACAUGUAUGUCACUUAACAUUAUGAUACACAUCACGUUACAUGCAGAAAAGGUUGAAUUAGACACAAUGCCUACUUGUUGCCUCAAACUUCAAUGGAAAAAGAAAAAAGAUAUUGAGUAAAAUGAUUGGUACAGUGAAAGUACAGUGAGACAAGAAAAGUGGUCUUUAUCGGCAGGUGGUCUUUAUGUACAGGUUCAUUUAGUACAUGUUUCAAUGAGAGAACAUUUUCAAGGGAAAUAACAA